AUCUCAACAAUACCAAAAUCUGAAACAAUCCUGAUUGAAGGCGAUCUCAAUGGCCACGUUGGAAAGAAAACAGAUGGGUUUGACUGCCUACAUGGCGGUUUUGGCUAUGGAGAACUGAAUGAAGAUGGCAACCGCAUCCUUGAGUUUGAAAGUCACGAGUUUUGUUUACUAAGCAUAUAUUUUAGAAUUAGAAAGAGGUUAGAACAUCUCAUAACAUACAAAAGUGGACAUCAGCCACGAAAAUUGAUUUCUUUGCAGUCAAGUAACAACACCGAAGGCUAUUCAAAAAAGUCAAAGUUAUACCUGGCGAAUCAUGUGUCACCCAACAUAAACUUCUUGUGGCAGACCUGGUUGUAG
Messenger RNA from Helobdella robusta, 357 nucleotides. RefSeq lists its product as hypothetical. The transcript has a single exon. Gene Ontology annotation, cellular component: nucleus. Lineage: Eukaryota; Metazoa; Annelida; Clitellata; Rhynchobdellida; Glossiphoniidae. The annotation marks the transcript as partial. Gene Ontology annotation, biological process: chromatin remodeling. The record is from RefSeq and is a predicted model, not a curated record.